Labrus mixtus (cuckoo wrasse) is the source of this 951-nucleotide messenger RNA. It is a transcript of the gene cdkn3, whose product is annotated as cyclin dependent kinase inhibitor 3. Lineage: Eukaryota; Metazoa; Chordata; Actinopteri; Labriformes; Labridae. The transcript has 7 exons. Gene Ontology annotation, biological process: protein dephosphorylation. The record is from RefSeq and is a predicted model, not a curated record. Gene Ontology annotation, cellular component: nucleus. The coding region runs from base 82 to 708 and encodes 208 amino acids. Gene Ontology annotation, molecular function: protein tyrosine phosphatase activity.
UCUCGUCUCUUUCAGAAGAAGAAGAUCUACUUCAUUCAUCCUUUGAGGUGAAAUUCAACUUCAGCGUGUUGUGCGGGCGCCAUGAGAACGAAUGAGUUUGACUCCUCUGAAGACGAGGAGGUUGGAGAAGAGCAGCUGACUCCCUUCAACGUCUCCUGGUUACCUCUGUCCAUGGUGGAGUGCUCACAGUCUCUGGGGAUUUGUGCUCUACCAGGCUGUAAAUACAAAGAUAUCCGCAGGAGUCUAGACAGAGAUGUUGAAGAGCUGCAGAAUCAGGGCGUGCAGGAGGUGUUUGUUUUCUGCACCAGAGGAGAACUUCAUAAGUACCGGGUCCCCUCCCUGCUGGAGGUGUACGGUCAGCGAGGCUUCACCGUCCAUCACUGGCCCUUUGCAGACGGAGACGCUCCUGAGCUGGAGCAGUGCUGCCACAUCCUGGAGGAGCUGCAGGUCAGCCUGCAAAGCAACAGGAGGACUGUGAUCCACUGUUACGGCGGCCUCGGACGCUCUGGAUUAAUCGCUGCGUGUCUGCUGCUUCAGCUCUCUCUGACCAUGACGGCGAACAAAGCCAUUGACAUCCUGCGGGAGCAGCGAGGAGGCGGAGCCAUCCAGACAGUGAAGCAAUACAACUUCCUGCACGAGUUUCGGGAGCGUUACGUGGCGUUUCAGGCGAGCAGAGCGGUUUCCACAGAGCGCUGCGUGUCUCGGUGAUCGCUCGCCAUCUUCAGAUCAUCAGCUGCAGAGAAAACCUUCUGUCCUCUGAUCGCACUUUAACUUCUUCUGCUUUUAAUCACAGACGUUUAUUAAAGUUCAGGAAGCUUCUCUUUGCUACUUCCUGUCCGUUAUACGUAACGUCCAAUCACGUCGUCUGGUUCAUAAACGUUUAGUUCUGAAUGUAUUUGUCUCUCAGGGUUUCAUUGUCUUCUGUGUGAAAUAAAGAAUGAUUAAACCUCC